CUCCCCUACACUCAGCACCCCAAUCCCUUAAUGUACACACACGCACGCGGACCCAGCGCAGAUCCAAAGCAGGAGUCAAACAGCAUCUUCGCGUUUUCUACCAGCUCCCCCUUUUCUUACAAAGGAGGAAGAAGCGGGCACUUCCAAGGCAGUGAUGGCUCUCCAGAAGACCCUUUCAUUGCUUCUGCUCUCACUGCUGACCCUGCUGGGGCUGGGGCUGGUGCAGCCCUCCUAUGGCCUGGCCACGUAUGAAGGAUUCCAGCGGGAACAUGUGGACUCUACAGGGACAGGUGGCACCAACUUGUACUGCAACACGAUGAUGCAAAGACGUGGGAUGACCAGGCCUAGGUGCAAGCAAUUCAACACCUUCAUCCACGAAGACAUCGGGACCAUUAAUAACAUCUGCAACGCCCCCAAUAUCCAGUGCAAGGAUCACAGGAUGAACUGCCAUGCGGGUGUAGUGAGAGUCACAGACUGCAGAAAUACAGGAGGUUCCUCGCCCUACAACUGCAGAUAUGGGGCCAGGGCCAGCACUAGGCGUGUUGUCAUUGCCUGUGAGGGUAACCCCCUGGUGCCUGUGCACUUUGACAGAUAGAUACUACCCUGCAGGGGGUAUGGCCCCGUGGUUGACCUUUAACUUAUUCCUUGAAUAGCAAUGACUAAUGCAUUUGAGCUAUCUCAGUCUCUGCCUCCUCUGCUUACCUGGUAUUACUCCCUUUUCUCUAUAUAAUUCAUUUUGUUAAAUGCAUCAAAGGGAAAUAGAGACAUAUAAUGGGGCUGGACUUUCUUGUAAUAAAAUUUUCUACAAACUCUUCUGUUUCCUUUUAUAGUACUGGUCAGCUUAACCCUCUCAGAUCCUAGUCUCUGGAAUUAAGUCAUUAUAUGGAUAAUAUACCAUUGCAAGUAAUUUAAGGUGCUUCCAUCUCAGUUAUCUCAUUUUAAUACCAUGCACCCUUGUGAUGCUGAUAUUGCUACAUAUAGGGCCCAAAGUUAAAAGAUUUGCUAACAACCUUGAAGUUAGUGGAAAAGCUGAAGCAAAAAAUCCAUUUCAACUGGCUACUAAUCCAGGACUUUUUCUACUUCAACACAAAGGAGUGUUUUGAAAGUAUCUGCUUUUUGGUAUUCCCAGCAGUCAGCUGUUGGGGGAAGCAUUAAAAAAUUGGAAAUAUAAACUGGGAAAAUGAGAGCUCUGUCUGUGUAAUUUGGCAACUUUGUUAUGUUUGGGUCUAAUAAAAUUAAGAAAUGAUACAGAACUUUCUUUUUCUCUUCCCAAACUUCUGAAUCACAGUAGCAAGUAGGAGUAUUAACAAUGCACUAGAUCAGGGGUCCUCAAACUAUGGCCCUGCGGGCCACAUGCAAAUAUAAAUAUUGUAUUUGCUCCCGUUUUGUUUUUUUACUUCAAAAUAAGAUAUGUGCAGUGUGCAUAGGAAUUUGUU
Messenger RNA from Myotis daubentonii (Daubenton's bat), 1436 nucleotides. Its product is annotated as ribonuclease 4-like. Gene Ontology annotation, biological process: defense response to Gram-positive bacterium. NCBI's taxonomy places the organism in Eukaryota, Metazoa, Chordata, Mammalia, Chiroptera, Vespertilionidae. The record is from RefSeq and is a predicted model, not a curated record. Gene Ontology annotation, molecular function: nucleic acid binding; RNA nuclease activity.